This is a messenger RNA of Racocetra fulgida, 218 nucleotides long. Lineage: Eukaryota; Fungi; Glomeromycota; Glomeromycetes; Diversisporales; Gigasporaceae. The record is from the annotation of a GenBank genome assembly.
AAGAUGAAGAAACAAGAUAUAUUGAUAAUUCGAAUGAUGCUCUUGAUAUAAGACCAGAACAAUAUAUAAAUUUAAGAGUUAUAGCUAAACUAAUAGCAAUAGAUACUAUGAGCACCAAUAAUAAAGAAAGAAAAAGAGCUAAUACAAGUGAAACUGGAUCUUUGUUGAGUGAAGAUUCUGUAGCUAAAGAUAAAAAGUUACAAGAAGAACAAGACAAA